Messenger RNA from Patella vulgata (common limpet), 1835 nucleotides. RefSeq names its product peroxisomal biogenesis factor 19. The transcript is spliced from 8 exons. Bases 38 to 955 code for a protein of 305 amino acids. NCBI's taxonomy places the organism in Eukaryota, Metazoa, Mollusca, Gastropoda, Patellidae. Gene Ontology annotation, biological process: protein import into peroxisome membrane. The record is from RefSeq and is a predicted model, not a curated record. Gene Ontology annotation, cellular component: peroxisomal membrane; peroxisome.
GAUUUGUUGAUGCUUUAAGCGGCAAAGAAUAACAGCAAUGGCAGACGAUGGAGAUCAUGUGGCUUCAAAAGAAGAUACCAGUUCAAAGAAAGACAAUUUGAAUACCAAUAACGCAUCUGUUAAAGAUGUAGGAGAUCCAGAAUUAGACCAACUACUUGAUAGUGCACUAGAAGAUUUUGACAAACAGGCAACACCAGAAGUAAAAAAAGAUGAGUCCAAUCAAUCAACACGGUCAGCAUCGGAUGGAGCAGGUCCUGCAGCUUCAGAAGAGGCAAUGGCUGACGAAUUUUCAGAGCAAAUGGCUGCUCAGUUUGAAGAAGCGAUGAAAGCUUUUAUGUCCCAAGAUCCUAGUAUGGUACAACAGUUAGAAAAACUAUCAGAAGUGGCUGGUAAAGCCGGGGAGUCUGCUGAGGCUCAGCAAGAGUUUGCCACCACAUUAUCACAGACAUUGUCUGGUCUAGCACAAAAUGCAGAAGGUUUACAGGAAGAAAUGUCGGAGGAGGAUUUAAAUCAAGCGUUUGCUAAUAUGGGUGUUGGUGCAAUGGGUGCUAGUGAUGGACAAGAAGGUCCAGAUUAUUUUCCCAUGAUGCAGGGAAUGAUGCAGAUGUUAUUAUCUAAAGAAGUUUUAUAUCCGUCAUUAAAAGAAAUUUCUUCAAAGUAUCCGAAAUGGUUAGAUGAAAAUAAAGAUAAAAUAGAGGAAGAAGAUCGGAACAGAUUUAAUAAACAGCAUACAUUAAUGGUAGAAAUUUGUAGCCAUUAUGAAACCGAACAAGAAACAGAUUCUGAUGAUGUCAAGCGGGAACGAUUUGAAAACUUGAUGACCAUCAUGCAACAGAUGCAGGAAUUAGGCCAGCCUCCUAAAGAUAUAGUUGGGGAUAUGGCACCAGGUUUAGAAUUUGAUGAGAAUGGAUUACCGAAACUCCCUGGAAUGGCUUCUUCAUGUUCAAUCAUGUGAAAAUACAUGUUAUGAUGUACGUUCCAAUACUUGUCUGAAUUCCUGGUUUCAUCAGAUCUUAGACUUUGUAAUGGUAAUAACCAUUAUCAACAAAUCUAUGAUCUGUGAUAGUUCACUUUCGGUUGCUAUUAGUUACAUGUUUUCUAAAUAGCUUGAAAUCUUUUAAAAUAAAAUUAAAAUGUUUUUGACUUUAUUUGUGUAUGCAUUUAUAACUUAUUAAAGAUGGCAGAUCAUAUAACAGGCUAUUGAUACUAUGGUAAUAGUACACAUCUUUAACUAUUCCAUGCAUUAACUAAAAUAUAUCAAACAAAAUUCCAGAAUUAUUGAUAAACCAUUAAUAUACAUGUACCUUUUUUUCGCUUGAGGAGUUGGAUGGCCGAAUGUUUAGCAUGGGCGAGUUGUAUCAUAAGAUCUGCUAUCGAGUCUACUGGCGUGGUUUCAAUUCCCUGGCUGUACGUGACCAACCUCGUGGGUUUUUUCUGGGUCCUAAUUGAAAUGAAAACUGAACAAUAUGUUAGUCCCGAAAUGACCUAGUGGAUGUUAUACCCAUUUCUCUCUCCAAAAUAAUGAAACCAAUAAUAAUUUCAAGUUCUGUGAAGCAUUAUAAUAUUGAGUUUUUUUUAUAAUUGAUUUUAGAGAUGUGUGAGUGUUAGUGUUGACUGAAUGUGUGCAUAUGGUUAAUAUAGCUAGCAUGUUUUAAUGUUUGCAAGAUUCUUGUUAAAUUAUGUAUUAAUUUGAUUGUAAAUUAUGGCAUUUAAACAAUUAGUUAUACAUAUAAAGGAAUAAUUUUGUAUUUAUAAUUUUCAGAAUUUAUUUUAUAAUUAUUAUUACUAAUUGUGAUUGCUUAAAACAUUGAUUAAAACUUUCAAUAGUAGAACCA